AUGGUCCCGUACACCCCCAAAAAUUACCCGUGGAAACCUACGACUGGAUACGAAAGCAUCGACGCGUACCUGGUACCUCCUUAUCCGAUUACCGAUCAGCGCGUGGCUCCUUGCUACGUCCCCGAUGGGAUUAUCACGACACCUCUGAAAUUUCCAAACUUGGUGACCGGUUACAAUCGAAAUCCGCUUCAUGUGGCUAGGGCCGCUCUUUCGACGAGAUACGAGUGUUGCAAAUGGUACGAGAAUCAGAAAAGCCUACUGCAUGAAGUCGCCACGAGUUUGGACGAUUCAAAACCAAUCAAGGAAAACUUGGACAAUCUGGUCAAGCAAGAAAAGGAAAAACUGAAAGCACUGCAGAACUCAAGUAGCAACAAAACAAUCGCCAAGGCCGUGAAAAUUUGCCAGGAAAACAUACGCGAGCUGUCCUCGAGACUGGAAAAAAUAAUAUGCGAAAACGAAGGAGUUCAGGAGUGCAAAAGAGUACUGCAGCUAUGUGCUCAGAACACCGAAGCUCCACUUCAGAUCUCCCAAGAGUGCCUGGGCUAUCGCGAGUCGAGGAACAGAAGCCAACUUGUGAACGACAGCGUGGAAAAGGCACUGAUAAAGGAGGCGGAACUUUUCCGUCAAAGCAUCAAGGAGUUUGAAAAGUGCUUGGAACGGUGUGAGCCUCAGCUGCUUCAAGGGCGGAGCGUACAAAAUGAGUUGGAAAAUUUUAUCCGGACGAUACAGUGGAUUGUUUGCAUUGACAAGUCGGAGGAUGAGAUAUUUAAAUUAUCUGAGUCCAAGCCGAUGAAGGAGCAAACGGAACGCUUGUUGAAAAGAUCAGAUGAAGUGAUAAGUAACUUGCAACAUUUUCAAAAGCAAAUAAGAGCAGAAGUUAAGGAAGUUACUGGAAACGUUUUGAAGAGUUGGACGGAGACGAACGAUUCGUUCGACAUUAGGUACAAGGAUGUUAAAAAGGCGAGAAACGAGUACACGAGCUGUUUGGACAAGAUAAAAAACGAAAUAUUUGAGAUUGAAAGAAACUUGAAGUAUUUAAAAGCCAAUGGUGUGUCGUGUGAUCUACAGCAGGCCGGUGACCAGCUUAAGUCUUUGCUGCGGACGAGGACGAACUUAGAGAGCGAGAUCACGUUCACGACGGACUCGCUCUUCAUUGAAAAACAUAAUUGUAUGGCGAUGAGAAAGUGUUACCCAAUAUCAAUAAUCACUUCUGUAUCGUCUGUAUCCAACAACUAA
Molecule: messenger RNA, 1236 nt
Organism: Copidosoma floridanum
Lineage: Eukaryota; Metazoa; Arthropoda; Insecta; Hymenoptera; Encyrtidae
Product: tektin-3-like
Biological process (GO): cilium assembly; cilium movement involved in cell motility
Cellular component (GO): microtubule cytoskeleton; nucleus
Source: RefSeq, a predicted model, not a curated record